Gambusia affinis (western mosquitofish) is the source of this 1363-nucleotide messenger RNA. It is a transcript of the gene hapln2, whose product is annotated as hyaluronan and proteoglycan link protein 2. The record is from RefSeq and is a predicted model, not a curated record. Gene Ontology annotation, molecular function: hyaluronic acid binding. NCBI's taxonomy places the organism in Eukaryota, Metazoa, Chordata, Actinopteri, Cyprinodontiformes, Poeciliidae. Bases 319 to 1356 code for a protein of 345 amino acids. Gene Ontology annotation, biological process: cell adhesion. The transcript is spliced from 6 exons.
AUUAACAUCUGGAGCAGAGAGGACAACAGUCCUGUUUACACAUUGUUAAUCACAGAGAGGAGCUUAUGACCAGAGAAAGGAAAGAGGGGGACGGAAGUGAGAGUUAAAGACAGAUGAACAUUCAUCAUUUGAACUAAGCAGACAGUGGAAAUAAGGAAUGGACUGAAUGGAAUAGGUUAAGAAUAUUCCCAAAAUUUCUUUUGAAUUGGACACGUUGCAGUCAUCACUGUCAUGUCGGACAGCGCCGGCGGCUGAUUGGGCAAUUGGACACCAAAUCAAGAAUACAGGCUUUCUUGUGCACUGCAGGAGCUGAGUGAAAUGACACCCAUAAAAGGGAAUUUUGCUGGGAUUUUUGUAAUAACAUUAAGCUACUUUAUCCAGUCUUCAGUUUCAUAUAACCCCCACAGAACAGAACCAUCAACACCAAAGAAGCUUCAGUAUCUCCUCGAGCCUCCUGUGCAGAUUGAGGUGGCUGGCCGAAGGGGAGAUAAUGUUUCGCUGCCAUGCAUUCUCCGAAUCAAACCGAACCAUUACAAGAUUAAAUGGACAAAGCUGGAUCCUGAGCAUUUAGGGCAACAGAAUAUAAUAAUGAUAUCAAAUGCAAAUGCUUUUAAGCCAUAUGGGCCAGUUGGACGGCGGGCUUCUCUGCUGAGGGCUCACACCAUGGACGCCUCCCUGCUGCUCAGCCGUCUUGAGCUGUUAGAUGAUGGCAGGUAUCAGUGUGAGCUGAUAAAUGGCAUUGAGGAUGAGAACAUUGUGAUCACUUUGAGGAUUGAAGGUGUGGUUUUCCCAUAUCAAAGUAAGCAUGGACGCUACAAAUUCAACUUCCAUGAAGCCAAGCUGGCUUGUGCUGAGCAAGAUGGCAUGCUAGCGUCCUACAGCCAGCUUUACAGAGCUUGGACGGAGGGGUUGGACUGGUGCAAUGCAGGUUGGAUUCAUGAUGGGACAGUUCAUUAUCCAAUCGUUCAUCCUCGACCCGUCUGUGGAGGAAACUUGCCAGCAGGCAUUCGCAGUUAUGGGCCAAAAAAUAAGAACCAUGAUCGGUUUGAUGCUUUCUGCUUCACAUCCCAGAUACCUGGCUCUGUAUUCUACAUAACCGGAUCUUUCUCCUAUGAUCAGGCAGUUUACGCCUGCAAACGUCAGGGAUCAGAGUUGGCUUUGGUGGGCCAGCUUUAUGCCGCCUGGCGUUUCCAGAAAUAUGACCAGUGUAAUGGUGGCUGGCUGAAAGAUGGCAGCGUUCGCUUUCCCAUCGUCAGCCCCAGGAAACGCUGUGGAGGCGUCCCAGAAGCAGGGGUCCGCACAUUUGGAUUCCCCAGCAAAACAAGUCACCUUUAUGGAGCAUAUUGUUACAGAUAACCCAUGU